Messenger RNA from Clarias gariepinus (North African catfish), 2964 nucleotides. It is a transcript of the gene c1qtnf1, whose product is annotated as C1q and TNF related 1. The record is from RefSeq and is a predicted model, not a curated record. Lineage: Eukaryota; Metazoa; Chordata; Actinopteri; Siluriformes; Clariidae. The transcript has 4 exons. Gene Ontology annotation, molecular function: protein binding. Bases 164 to 1000 code for a protein of 278 amino acids.
CUCUCCUAUUCCUGAUGGCAUACAGGGUUUGGGAUUGCAGGAGGGAGAUGUCUCACAGCCUGACAUAAAAAAACACCCUCUUAGAGAACAACAACAGCAUCCAUCGUGCAAAAAGAAGAGGAAUUCUAGUCUGCUUUUAGCUUGGCCGUUUCCAACUUUAGAGAUGGCUUGGGUAUGCAGUCACCAUGGGACCCCUGUGCCAGCAGUGAGUGUAGGAUUACUACUACUGAUGUGUGCAACACGGAUUGAACCAUACAGUACCCCUUAUACUGAGACAGACCGUGAUCAAUAUGACUCCAGAAAUCAGCACCAAACCGCAGACCAUCAGGACACCAGCAGGAUGAAAGAGUGUCAGCGAUGUUGUGACCCAGGAGAGGAGCCUCCCCAACAUGGCACCACUUACCCACAAUACCAGGUUGUUCCACAGAUAAACAUUACCAUCCUUAAAGGGGAAAAGGGAGAAAGCGGCCAGCGUGGACCCUAUGGCAAAGUAGGCAAGACAGGGCAGGGAGGCCCAAGAGGACCCAAUGGCUUAAAGGGCUCCAAGGGCAAUAUGGGAACCCCAGGAGAUCCCUGCAAAUCCUACUAUUCUGCCUUCUCUGUAGGCCGAAAGAAAGCCCUGCACAGCAACGACUACUACCAGACGAUGGUGUUUGACACAGAAUUAGUCAACCUCUAUGGGCAUUUUAACAUGUUUACAGGCAAAUUCUUUUGCUACGUGCCAGGAAUUUACUUCUUCAGCCUCAAUGUGCACACGUGGAACCAGAAGGAGACGUAUUUGCAUCUGAUGAAAAAUGAACAAGAGAUGGCCAUCCUGUAUGCACAGCCUAGUGACCGCUCUAUCAUGCAGAGCCAGAGCCUGAUGCUGGAUUUGGAGAGAGAUGAUGAAGUCUGGGUUCGCCUCUAUAAGGGCGAGAGAGAGAAUGCCAUCUUCAGUGAUGAUUUCGAUACAUAUAUCACAUUCAGUGGCUACCUCAUCAAACCCAAGAAUGAAGGUUAGCAGACCCAUGUACUGGCAGGUGUAAAGUACAGUACAUACCUUUGUAUAGAGCCAUGGACAUAACAGUUUAUUGCUUAUUUUAUAUUGGACCUUUAUUUAUAAAAAAAAAUGUUCCUUCUGGAUUUAUUUAAUCUGAGUAUAAAGUAUACAGCGACAGGGGAAUAUUAGGGGUGAUGGGAGUAUAAAGAUAAACCAAGGGCCGAAUAAAGUGUGGCUUAUGACCUCUAUUACUCUGUUAUACACCUCUUUUAUAUAAAAGAAUCAUUUUGUUAAGCUUAGCCACCAAAGAGAAUGGUGUUACUGCGGGUUUGUUUCACAGGUCAACGCAACACAGGUUUACGUGUCUUCAUUAUGGAUUUGGUGCCUCAUUUUACACUAGUUGAUGGGAUAUGUUGCAAAUGGUGCUCUGAUCAAGUACGAUGCAGUUCGAUGGUACUGUUGAACAAGCACAUAUUAUCUGUAAUAGAAUUCUAUAAUAAAUGUAUUUUUGUAUUAUUAAACAUUUCUUUUAUAGCAUUUUUUCCCCACUUAAAUAAUAGAAAAGAAUGCAAAUACACUGAGAUAAUUUCAGAAAAUACGAUGUAAAGAAGAAAUAUAAUUAAACUUAAGGUUAAAUUUUUUCAUGGUUUGUUACGUAAAGCUUCUUCAAAUCCUUCCUGAAAACUAAACUCUAUAAGAUGAGAGGACUCGGUUCUUGUGGCACUUUACAUGAAAUCCUUAAUAAAAGGCAAAGUGGAGGGCUCAGGAGGAGGCAUUUUUAUUGUCAACAGCUGUAAAUGUUCUUUUUCUCCUUGACAUUAAUGGAAAAUGACUCCAGGCCAGUUAUUUAAACAUCUCUUAAACUUUCCAAAUCCCAAAUAUAAUGCACAUGUUAAUGAUUAUGCAUAUUCAUUUGAUUAAAAUUUAAAUAAUUAAAUAAUGAAAACAGCAGGAAUUGACACUUUUAUAUAAACUGGUGUUAUGUACAGUACAGUAUGUUGGGGUGUCUUUAUUUUCACUGGCACGAGUGGGCUAUGAGCAAGUACACUUGACCCAGAUGAAUUCUUCCUGGCUGAGGUUUGUAGGUAUAUUAAAGUCUAAAUCCUUUACACCCUGUCUGCUUUAAGCCAGAUGACAACCAUCGCACUCUCAACAGCAAAUUCUUAACACACUUAUUUGAGAUGCAGACAUUUGCCUUUGACUUUAACUGCUGUAAGUACAGUACGGUAGCUUUAAUCCUGCCAUUAUUUUUGACAGAUUGAUAACAGUCAUUAAUGGCCAUUGUCAGUGUGUGUGGUGCGCUCACUUUCAGUUUUAUUACAGUCAUUAAGACAUAUAAUAUGAUAAUGCAUCACAGCUAUGCACAUAACACAUGACAAGUUUAAUAGCAUGUGGGUAAACAAAGCUGUGAUGGAGUCCAGAUGUCAAUGUGUUUGAUGCUAAUUCUGGCAUAAAAACUUACACACAUGAAACAAAAACAAACCAACUAUCAACAGCAUAUUUUGUUUUGUCUUAUUUUACCUUGAAUUAUUAUAAUUUUUUUUAUAUUAGGAGCGGUAGUCAGGCCCUCUUUACCAUGAUCAGAAGUCCUUUGUCACCCUCUUGUGGUUACUAAAUUGAUGACAACACAACACAAUUGUUUAGUGCAAGAUUUAAUAGUGUUGUGCUUGACUGAUCAGAUAAGCUAAAAGGCUACUAAUGGUACACCUAGUCACAACAAACACAUAUACCUUUUUACGUUAUUAAAUACCAGACUCAACACAACUGUUCAUUCAUUCUUCCACUUAUCAUACACAGGAUUAGGGUAGAUCUGAAGUCUCCUGGGAAUACUGGACAUGAGGUGGGAAUACACCGUAGAUGAGAUUCCAGCAAGGGUAUAAAUACCUCUGUAAUUAUUAAUACGUUUAAGGAAUAUUUUGAGGUGCUUAUGAUCUAUUUGUGCUUUGUUAAAAUGCUUAAGGACUCCUGGUUUACCUUCUACACUU